GACCUAUCAAAAAACCUGAAUCAAGAGAGGCGUUUCAGCACCAUUCUCGGGGAGAGUAUUUUUUAUAGUCUAUGGAGUAGACGCGACAUUUGCCGCAAGUAGAAAGGAGUGGAGCGAUUGAGAACGAAAACUCUUCUUUCAUGUGGAUUACUUCUGGAAAAAACAAACCCCUACCAAAAGCGGAAACUAGCUAAUACAUUAGGAACAACAUACAAAGACUGGAAUUAUACGGUCGCUGUCUACAGGACCCAACCCAUGAUGUACAGCGCCUGCUCUACAGCCCCACCCACUUCCUGUCUGUAGAGGAAGCGGCUCCACCACUAUGUCCUCCCACCCCCAGUCUGUGCCUCAGGGCCGGAGGGCUGUGGACACCCGCCACCUGCCAAACCCUGCCAGUCUACCACUGCAGCUGGCACGGGCACACACGGAUGUGGGACUGGUGGACUAUCACCCUCACUCUCGUGACUACAGCUCCCACCUGGCUCAGCCCCACCGCCGCAGACCCUCUCUGCUGUCCGAGUUCCAGCCAGGGAAUGAGAGAGGUCAGGAGCAACACAUCCGCUAUGAGCACAUAUACCUGCCCGAUCCCAACAGCCUAUCAGAGAUGGAAUAUGCUGAGAUGAAGCGUCCUCGGCUGGACAUGGGGCCGGAGUCUCUCAUGAGGCACUCAGCCCACCGCCCACAACUUCCUCUGGGAGGGGCAGAGGACAUGUUAAAGGACCGUGGCAGCUCCAUGGGGAAGCUGGAGCCCAUAUCCCCCGUCAGCCCGGCCCAGAUGGACCCUGAUCUGGACCUGGUGCCCGCCCGCUUCUCCAAGGAGGAGCUCAUCCAGAACAUGGAUCGUGUGGACCGGGAGAUUACAAUGGUGGAGCAACAGAUCUGCAAGCUACGCAAGAAACAGGUACAGCAACAGCUGGAGGAGGAGGCAGCAAAGCCCCAGGAGCCUGAGCGGUCCAUGAUCUCCCCUCCGCCCAGCGAGGCCAAGCACCGUAGCCUGGUGCAGAUCAUCUACGACGAAAACAGGAAAAAGGCAGAGGAAGCUCACUGGAUUCUGGAAGGACUGGGACCCCGAGUAGAACUGCCUCUGUACAACCAGCCCUCCGAUACCAAGCAGUACCAUGAGAACAUCAAAAUAAACCAGGCGAUGAGGAAGAAGCUCAUUCUUUACUUCAAGAGGAGAAAUCAUGCUCGUAAGCAGUGGGAACAGAAGUUCUGCCAGCGCUAUGACCAGUUGAUGGAGGCCUGGGAGAAGAAGGUGGAGCGCAUUGAGAACAACCCCCGGCGCCGGGCCAAGGAGAGCAAGGUGCGCGAGUACUACGAGAAACAGUUCCCUGAGAUCCGCAAGCAGAGGGAGCUGCAGGAGCGCAUGCAGAGUAGCCGGGUGGGGCAGCGUGGAGGGGGAUUGGCCUCGUCUUCAGCCCGCAGUGAACACGAGGUCUCUGAGAUCAUCGACGGCAUAUCAGAGCAAGAGAACACCGAGAAGCAAAUGCGUCACCUGGCGGUCAUCCCUCCCAUGCUAUUUGACGCAGAGCAGCAACGUAUCAAGUUCAUCAACAUGAACGGCCUGAUGGACGACCCCAUGAAGGUGUACAAGGACCGGCAGGUCAUGAACAUGUGGAGCGAGCAGGAGAAGGACACCUUCCGUGAAAAGUUCAUCCAGCACCCAAAAAACUUUGGCCUGAUUGCUUCUUUCCUGGAGAGAAAGACAGUGGCAGAGAGUGUCCUCUUCUACUACCUGACCAAAAAGAACGAGAACUACAAGAACAUUGUGCGCAGGAACUAUCGGCGCCGUGGCAGGAGCCAGCAUGGCCAGCAGCAGCAACAACAACUGCAGGUGAACCGCAGCAGCCAGGAGGACAAGGAGGAGAAGGAGAAGGAGAAAGAGAAGGAGAAGGAGAAAGAGAAGGAGAAGGAGGGAGAGAGGGAUGAGGAGAAGACUGAGGGGGAAGACAAGGAGGAUGUAAUGAAGGACGACACCUCCGGCGAGGACGGGGAGGACAAAGAGCCCACGGUGGCUUUCAAGGGUCGACGCACGGCCAACAGCCAGGGUCGCCGCAAGGGGCGCGUCACCCGCUCCAUGACCAGCGAGGUGGAGGAGACCACCACUCCACCGCUCAGCAGCGAACUAGCCAAUCUGGAAAUGAAUGAGAGCUCUCGCUGGACUGAAGAGGAGAUGGAAACCGCCAAAAAAGGUCUUCUCCAGUAUGGUAGGAAUUGGUCGGCCAUCGCCAAGAUGGUUGGCUCCAAAACUGUGUCACAGUGCAAGAACUUCUACUUCAACUACAAGAAAAGGCAGAAACUGGAUGAGAUUCUGCAGCAGCAUAAAAUGAAAUCGGAGAGAGAGCGUAAGGCGCGGCGUAAAGGCAAAGCUUUACAAAGUGAAGAGGCCAGCGCCCCGUCUGCUGCCGAGGAAGAGGAGAUGGAGGGUUCCGGGGCCAGCGGCAACGAAGAGGAAGCUCCCGAGGAUGGAGAAGGUGGGGCUAACAACAGCUCGGACACAGAGAGCCUGCCCUCUCCGCGGUCCUCUGAGGACAGCAAGGCUAAAGAGGAGGGUGGCGGUAGGGCCAAGGCUGGCUCCAAACCUGGGGACAAGGAGGCCUCAGGCCCUCACAUGGUCCAGGGAGGAGAUGAAAAGCCCCCAGGAGAUGGGGACAAGGCCAUCAAGCAGGAGGUGAAGACCGAAGCAGGGGAUUGUAGCAAGGAGCUACCCAGUGAAUCCACAGACGGAGACAGAAAGCCCCCCACUGCAGAGGCAGAGGAGAGCAAGAGCACCUCCAAGAUCUCCAAGAGGGACCACGAGCCCAAGACGGGCUCCCAUGCAGACAGUGACUCUAGCGCCACCUGCAGCGCUGACGAGGUGGAGGAGUCGGAGAACACCGAGAAGAACAGGAUGACGUCCCCAAACCGGCCCAGCCUUCUAAACUAUGCUCAUGAUGGGGUCAUCUCCUCCCCCCUGCAGAAGCCCAUGGACCUGAAGCAGCUCAAACAGAGGGCUGCGACCAUCCCCCCUAUUAUGCCCCAGAUCCCGGAGGGUGUCCCGCGGGGUGGGGUUGGUAAGGCCGUGCUGCCCCCCCAUGCCCUGGCUCUCUACCAGCAGCAGAUCACCAUGGCCCACGGAGAGUCCUCCCAGGAGGCCAAGCAGCAGCAGCAUGCAGGUCAGCCCAGCAAACAGCACCCUUACCCAGCGCAGGGAGACAGAGACCCACACAACAUCAGCAGCCCCCGCGUCCGCCCACGCAGCCCCUCCACCAGCGACAAGGAUGAGCUGGAAGGCAACGAGAGGUGGCUGCAGACUCUACUUCACGGAUUACAUAAGUCCCGGGCCUUCUCUCCACACGGAGACCCUAAGAAGCAGGCGGUGGGGCCAGAGGACCUGAGGGCCACUACCCUGGGCCGGCCUGUCAUGUCCCCCUACCCAAUGUCCCCUCGAGACAUGGCCAAGCUCAGCCACGAUCAACACCUGCUCCAUUAUAACUCCUCUUUCCAGCAGGUUGGACACUCUGGGCCCCCUGGUCUGCAGCAGGAUGGCGUCAGGUUGGCAGCGGUGCGCCCCCUCCACAUGCCAGAGCCACCCCCUCUCAUCUCCUCCAACAAGCCAGGGGGGUCUAUCACACAGGGAACCCCAGUGCAGCUGCAUAGCCCGGCUCACGGGAUGGACCAUGGGAAGAUGCCCCCUGCACAGAUGGGUUUGUCCUGGAUGGAUCAGAGGAAAGUGGGUGAGUCCAAGUGUCUGGAGUGGGUGCAGCAUUCCCAGCCUUGGUUUGCUGGUCCCUACCCCGUGGUGAAGCAGGAGCAGCUGUCCCCGCGGUGCUCGUCCUCCCAGGCAGAGAACCUGUCCACGCAGGGGGCGCCCCACGACGCCAACGCUGGACGUGGGUCCAUGCCAGCGGUGCAGGGUGGCAGCAUCACGAAGGGCAUCCCUGGGACCAGAGUUCACCAGGACUCCCCCAUCUCCUACCGAGGAGGCUCCAUCACCCAGGGCACCCCGGCUGACGUUCUGUACAAGGGGACCAUAACCCGUCUGAUCACGGAAGACAAUCCCAGCAGGGCAGAGAGGGAGCGGGACGAGGCCCUGUCCAAAGGACACGUGGUCUAUGAGGGUAUCAGCGGACACAUCCUCACCUAUGACCGCCUACCCUCUCAGAACCCUAAAGAAGACAGCCGGGGCCAGCCUGGGGAGAUCUUGGGGCUGAAGCGCCCCUAUGAUGUCAUGGAGGGAGGGAUCUCCAGGGGGCUGCCCAUGAGGGACUCUCUGUCUGCAGCCAACUGUGAGGGUCUGAUGGGUAGAGCCAUGCCCCAUGAGAGAGACAGCCCACACCCGACCCACCACAUCCGUGGUUCCAUUUCACAGGGUAUCCCCCGUCACAUGGAACCCCAGGAUGGCUACAUGAGGCGAGAGCCCAAGCAGAUGAAGAGAGAGGGCUCCCCGCCCCGAGGGCCUGGCCAGAUGGCUGACCCCAUGAAGGGACGAGACGGCAUGGUGCCCACCGUGAAGGAGGGGGGCCGAUCCAUCCACCUCAUCCCCAGAGAGGAGCUACGACAGAUGCCCGAUGGCAUGAUGAUGGCCAAGGUUGGCAAAGAUGGCAUCAUAGCACAGGGUGCUCCUAUGAAGCAGGAGCAGGGUGGCUUAAGGAAGGGGCAUGACGUUCGUUCCAUCAUCGCCAGCUCCCCACGCUCCCACUACGGCAUGCCCCCUCACCUGGAGAUGCGGGGGCCUGAGCAGCGGGGCCGCUACGAGGAAGGUCCUAAGGGUCGGCCCAGCGCUGUGGUCAGCACGGCCAGCUCCAUGGCCCGCUCCUCGCCUCUGGCCAUGGGGGGUGAACAGGGUGGCAAGGCCCACCACAGCCCCGUUGGCUACGAGGAACACAAGGGUGGCAUGAGGGCUCCCUACACUGGGCCUUCUCACAGAGGAUCCCCCCUGUCCAGAGAAUCAGGCCAGCGGCAGCAUGAAGGCUCCAAUAAGAAUCAGCCUCAGGAGCGCAAGUCCACACCCACCCCUAGGGAGAUGAGCUCCGGCAAGUCACCGCUGCCGGGCGUUGCCGAGCAGCAGGCCCAACAACAGGCCCAACAACAGGCGUCCCUGGCGUCGUACGAGCGUCUGCUGCAGGGUCUGGGGGCUGACGUGUACCGAGGUCAGAUCCCCCUGGCCUUUGACCCUGCUGCCCUGCGUCAGGGCAUCCCCAUCGACCCAGCAGCCUACUACCUGCCUCGCCACCUGGCCCCUAACCCUGGCUACCCUCACCCCUACCCCUACCUGAUCCGGGGCUUCCCCGACACGGCGGCCCUGGAGAACCGCCAGACGCUGCUCAACGACUACAUCACCUCCCAGCAGAUGCACCAGUGGCCUGCAGCCGCCGCCAUGGCUGCCCAGCGCUCAGACCUGCUGAGGGGGCUCUCGCCACGGGACCAGCCCCUCCAACUGCCCUACUCUGCUGCCCCGCGCGGGAUCAUCGAUCUGUCUCAGGUGCCACACUUACCUGUCCUGGUCCCUCCCUCUGCAGGGUCUUCCGGCUCCCCUAUGGACCGCAUCACCUACAUCCCUGGAGCCUUCCCUAGCCAACCAUACACCUCCUCUCCCAUCUCACCAGUUGGGCCCCAACACAUGAGCAAGCAGCACGGCACACCGUCCUCUGCUGACCGCGAGCGGGAGAGAGACCGCGAGAGGGAGAGGGAGAGAGACCGCGAGAGGGACAGGGAACAGGAGAGGGAGAGAGAGAGGGAUCGCGAGAGACAACGGGACAGAGACAGAGAACGGGAGAGAGAGCGGGACAGGGACAGAGAGAAGGGGAUCUCUCACGGCAACGUGGAACAUGCCCCCAUCUGGAGACCAGGCACAGAGCACAGCUCAGGUGGUAGUGUCAGGCCCUCCUCCCACUCUGGCUAUGGCCACCAGCACUCCCCGGUGUCCCCUCGCACCCAGGACAGUGUCCAGCAGAGGCCCAGUGUCCUGCACAACACUGGGGGCAAGAGUCUGCCUGUCAGCGACCACAACAACCCCUCUGUGCUAAGGUCCAUGCCAGGCUCAAAUCGCUACCCAGGCUACGGCUACCAACAAAGCAUGGACUCUAAGGAAAUGGGCCGGGAUGGGGGCAAGAGUAGGGGAGGCCUUCCCAAACACACCCAAGAUCAACAUGGGCCCUCUAUAUCCUCCAGCAAAUCUGACCCCAAGCUGGCCAGCCCUAACCAAGGGGGUUACCCCAGCCCCUACCCCCAGGGCUCUUCAGCCUCUCACCACUCAGGGCGACCCCCUCACCUGCUGCCCCCCCAGUCGGAUAACGCUGCUGGCCGUGGAGAAAGUGGCACACCUAGUAGGGAAAAGACUCAAAACAAACCGAUGUCCGUUCAGGAACAAGAGCUCCGAGCACUCGGUAAGACCACCAUGACUGCGGCCAACUUCAUAAACGCGAUUAUCAUGCGUCAAAUUUCUUGUGAAACGGGGAUGCCAGAGACGGGCUCGCUCGUGGCCAACAGCGCCAGUGAUGUUCAACAGAAGAUGAUGCCCAUGGAGCAGCAUGGUCUGUACCGGCCUCCCUCUGAGGAGAGGCUAUCCCCGGGCCAGCAGCCCCAGUCCCCCCUGGUCAAAGGCAGCCAGAGGGUGGUCACCCUGGCCCAGCACAUCAGUGAGGUGAUCACCAAGGACUACACCCGGCAGACCCAGCAGGCCCAGCAGCAGGUCCCUAUGCAGCAGUCUUACCAUAGCAACUCUGUCCUGGACCUGACCCGGCCCCCCAGCGCCCCCCAGGCCCCACCUGCCUCCCAGGAACCCAGCCAGGGGCCUCGCUACACUCCAGAGGGAGCCGGAGGGGAUCGUGCCCGAGACAGGUCCCCUCAGCCCAAGGUGUCACCUGUCAAUAUGUCUACAGACGGCAUUGAGCCCGUGUCCCCUGCCGGAGCCAUGUCUGAACCAGAGACACAAGGGGCCUCCUACCCCAACGAGCAGAGCAUGGGCUCUCGCUCCCCUCCCAGCACCUCCCAGCCCCCAGCCUUCUUCAGCAAGCUCACUGAGAGCACCUCGGCCAUCGUCAAGUCCAAGAAACAGGAGAUGAUCAAGAAGAUGACCGUGGUCGGCAGUGACGCCGACUUCAAUCCUGGUCAGCCAGGAACAGAGAUUUUCAACAUGCCUGCUUCUACCACUGCAGGACCUGUGAGUAUCCGCAGCCACCCGGCUCCCGAGGUGUCCGGUAACACCAUAGGGCUGGAGGCCAUUAUCAGAAAGGCCCUGAUGGGAAAGUAUGAUGACCAGGCCGAGGAGCGCCCUCCCUCCUCCAAUGCUAUUAACCCCAUGGUUGCCAGUGUGCCUGCCGCUAUGCUCCCCGCUGAUGGACGGACGGAGGACUCUUACUCACUGCAAGGUGGGGGGAAACCAAAGGGCAGCGGGCGUUCUAACGGACGGAAGGCCAAAUCCCCCGGGCCGGGCCUGUCAGGGGGGGAGAGACCCUCCUCUGUGUCCUCUGUCCACUCUGAGGGGGAUGCCAACCGCCGCACGCCCGUCACCAAUCGUGUCUGGGAGGACCGGCCCUCCUCCACAGGAUCCACACCCUUCCCGUGUAACCCCCUGACCAUGCGUUUCCCAAGUGGCAUGCCGGUGUCAAACCCCUCCCCCACCCCCUCUGGCCAGUUAGGGGCUCAGGGACAGGGCCGGUCCUGGGAGGAGGAGCCUAAGCCCCUGCUGUGUUCUCAGUAUGAGACCCUGUCUGACAGUGAGUGAGAGACCCUGCCAUGGAACAGAACAGCACUCGCCAACUAACCACCUCCACUGCUGCUGCAGGCACACACCUGACACACACACACACACACACACACACACACACACACACACACACACACACACACACACACACACACACACACACACACACACACACACACACACACACACACACACACACACACACACACACACACACACACACACACACACACACACCAUUCCACUCUACAGCUCCAUCUCCACCCAGCAAGGGAGUACAACAGGACCUGACCUCUGGGCCUCCCAUCUCACACAGCUGACUGACGAUCACAAGCACCGAUGGGGGUGUGCUGAAACACUGCUGCUCCGUGUUUCAGUGUAUGCAGUCACUCCAGGACUACUCUAAAGGACAAAUCACUUGUUUUUUUACUUCAUUUUUUCCCCUCUUACUGGCCUUAUUGAUACGAACACAUCAACUCAUGCGCUUGUUUGUAUACUGUUCUAGUGUCUUCUCCGGUUUGUGGAAGGGACUUGGUACGGACCCAUAAUCUGAUGCUCAUGUGUUUUAAUUUGGCCUGCGGAGGGAUUCACUUGCCCUGGUCAAGGAUGGAUGUGUCCUCUGCUUGUACAGGAAGCCUGCUCUGUUCAGCCAUGUCAGGGCUCUGAACAGGGAUUCAACCUGGAUCUUCAACUUGGAGAAGCCUGCUGCCCCCUCUGACCAGCAAACCCAACCAGAGUGGACAUGCAUCAGCACAGAAGUGUCUGUCUGUCUGUCUCUCUCGCUCUGCGCCAGUGACCCCAUGGACAGGGUGUGAACCACACAGAGUUCUGUUUGGAAAGGUCUGCUAGGGAAGUGGUCUUCCUACACUGGGUCAUUUCACUGUGCAGAGGGCAGGCGGACAGACAUGUAGCCAGGCAUGCCAUCUAUUGUACAGUACUGUGGACACUGAGUUCAGACGGCCUGUGCAUUUCUACUACUGUUAGAAUGCAUCAGAUGAUGGACAGGAGGAGGAAACAACACAGGAAAACAAUGUCUUUAUUUUAUUUUCUCUUUUUUAAAUCCAGCCAGUCCAGUCCUGUGUUUGAAAGUGAGCUGAGACCUUUAGUACUUUUGAUCGUGAAUGUUUUGAUGGUGUCAGUUUAUCUCUUAUUUUCAAUGAUCUAUCUUCGGGGGUUUACAGGGUAUACAUGCUGUCCAUUGCUGAUGUCAUCAUACAUUUGAAAUGUUAUUGGAGGACGGUGGUGGCAUACGGUCUCCAGACAUCCAAUAGAGAGAGCGGUCUGUGGGUGUGAUGAAUGGCACUAAGAGACAAGUGACACUUUCUCACUGUUUUUAUAUUAACCAUGUCUGUGUUUGUUGAGAAUGUUUUUGGAUGUUAAGCACUUAGUUGUCAAUUUGUUCACAACGGCAUUUUUAGGAAUCUGUUUCGGGCAGGCGAGAAUGGAGUCGAGAAGAAGAGUGUAGAAUCCUACUGUGGAGGCGUCCUCCUUUAACAUCUGUUUCAUGUGGUCUUGCCACCAACAUUCUUUAGUGCUCCCAAACUCAAGCGCCAAUCACAGCUCUAGUGAAACAUGACCUAGUCUGCUUUGAGUGGAUGGAGAUCAACCUUAAAGCUGCUUUAGGGCAAAAUUCCCAGCAUCAGAGUUGGAAUUUGCUUGCAUUAAAGAGGUGACAAAUAAAAGCCAUCAAUGUUUCUAUGCCCCUUGGUCCAUGGCGGUGCUGGCUGUGGCUGUAGUGAGCCCCAGCUGGAAGCCCGUCUCUUGGAUGGAACUCCUAAUGUCUCUAGGGGCUGCCUGUUGUGACAGUCUGACCUCUGAUCUUUUACUGUCUAGAGGAAGAGGAGCUCUGCCUUACGCCAGGCCAGAUGCACCUUCUUAUCUAGACCCGAUUUUGUACAGCUAUAAGAUAUUUCUAGUGUUAAGUGCCAUUUAUUUGACAUAAUACAGUACUGAAGUUACCAAGUGACGCACAAUUUUUUUGAUUUUUCUUCCCUAUCAUUUUUCUUCAUGCCAGGGUUAUACGUGUCCAUGCAGGGAAAUGUUGAAACCAAGAGCAGAUGAAACGUCCCUCUUUUGAUUUUUUUCUAAAUCUGUCACAGCCUUAGCUCUUAACUGUCACAUAUUCUGUCAUGAUCCUGAUUCAGAGGAGGUUUAAAGUCCAACAGUUGGUGUUCAUUUACCAUGUGUGAUUUUAAAUUUUUACCCAUUUUAAAGGCCAUCUCUUUGUUGUUGAUGUGGUAUAUGACAGUGUUCAUGGCUUGUAUUGAAGCAAGAGAAGCACAGUUAUUCUCAGUGUGACUGUUGUUGAGGGCAACUGCGGUGUGUCAUCCUGCCCGGUCCACUAGUUGAGAGCGGGUUGAGUUAAUCAUGAUGGAGACUUGUUAGUAAUGAACAUGUGUAACAGUUGGACUGCCUGUGCUCUCCCCCUUCAUCUUCACUGGAUUACGUAAAGUUUCUUACCCUGGCUACCUAAACUGGUCAUGUUUUAGAUCUAGUCAGUCAAGGUGGAGCUCAAAUUAUAAGUUUUUAACUGGGCCCAAUAAAGCAGAGUUUCAGCCUCUCUACUUGUAUAUCAAUUUACUAUUCAUGAAGUCGUUGGGAGAGCAAAGUGACAGUACAUUUUGAUAUGAUAGUAAGACAGAACCAUAUCUACAUGUUAGCUAAAUAAAUAGCAGAGGAAACUAGAGGAAUCAGUUUGAAAUGUACUGAUGUGUAUUUGAAUGAUUUCUGUUUUUCCCCUCUGGUUUCUGUUUGUUCUUCCACUGCUUGCUUUGAUUACUGUCAUGUCACUCUCCGUGCUAGAAGUUAGCGUUUCAUUUGUAAUGAAAAGAAUGAUUCAAGACGAACGAAAAACGAAUUAGUCGAAUGGCCGAUGCGAUCCCUGUAUUGUGCAAGGGUGGGCGGGAGAGAUGGCAUUGACAAAUGUUCAACCAUAUUGUGCAUAAUGAUUUCUUUUUUUAUUAUUAUAACCCACUGUAUAAUAGCAAGGAUUGUAUAUAGAACUGAAGAGAUGUAAAUAUUUAUGUGGCUUGCUGCAAGGUUGGUAUUUACAGAAAAAGUAUUCACACUGUUUAAUUCUACAUGCCCACCAGCAAGCUUUGUGGAUAGCAGUGUAACAAUGAAAAUAAAAACAACACUGCCUUAAUGUUUAAAUAAAAAGCUUAUUGCCAUUGAAACUCA
Messenger RNA from Salvelinus fontinalis (brook trout), 10870 nucleotides. RefSeq names its product nuclear receptor corepressor 2-like. Gene Ontology annotation, molecular function: transcription corepressor activity. Bases 323 to 7708 code for a protein of 2461 amino acids. NCBI's taxonomy places the organism in Eukaryota, Metazoa, Chordata, Actinopteri, Salmoniformes, Salmonidae. The record is from RefSeq and is a predicted model, not a curated record. Gene Ontology annotation, biological process: negative regulation of transcription by RNA polymerase II. The transcript has 47 exons.